Molecule: messenger RNA, 501 nt
Organism: Penicillium mononematosum
Lineage: Eukaryota; Fungi; Ascomycota; Eurotiomycetes; Eurotiales; Aspergillaceae
Exons: 1
Coding region: 1-501 (166 amino acids)
Source: RefSeq, a predicted model, not a curated record
AUGUCAACAUCCCAAAUCUACCCAGUCUACAAAGUGAAACUGAAACUAGCAAUCCAAGACCCAGACAUGCCAUCACCCCGAUACCACACCAUCCUCUUCGUCCAAACGAACACCCAAGGUCCAGGUAGCGGCAUCAAGCACCACGUCACAGGCGAUAUUGUCACAGGCAUGCACUACGAGCCAGCAGAAUACAACGACCCAGAAACAGACGAGAAUUUCUUCUCAAAGGAACUCAUCGGACACACCAGAGCCCUCAACUAUCCCAAGAAUUGGAACGAUAUUCUCAAGUCCAUCCCGGCGCCACCGAAGCAGAAGGCUUUCAACAAAGUGACGAUGAAGACGGAGCCCAUCAAGAGUUGGGAUCCUGUGACAUUUUACGAGCCUGGAGAGCCUCGUCGGCCGUUGAUUAAAUGCACAGAGUGGAUUGAGGAUCAGGCUAUUCCGACUUUGAUUAAUGCGGGCUUGAUUCAAUGGAGGCAUGAGCGCAUAGCUGGUGCUUGA